Mobula hypostoma (lesser devil ray) is the source of this 2390-nucleotide messenger RNA. RefSeq lists its product as uncharacterized. The record is from RefSeq and is a predicted model, not a curated record. The transcript is spliced from 3 exons. The coding region runs from base 1559 to 2176 and encodes 205 amino acids. Lineage: Eukaryota; Metazoa; Chordata; Chondrichthyes; Myliobatiformes; Myliobatidae.
ACUCCACUCGAUUGUCUCGAUGGUACGCUGCCCCAUGUGUAACAGCCCACACCCCACUCGAUUGUCUCGAUGGUACGCUGCCCCACGUGAAACAUCCCACACCCCACUCGAUUGUCUCGAUGGUACGCUGCCCCACGUGAAACAUCCCACACCCCACUCGAUUGUCUCGAUGGUACGCUGCCCCACGUGAAACAUCCCACACCCCACUCAAUUGUCUCAAUGGUACACUGCCCCAUGUGUAACAUCCCACACCCCACUCAAUUGUCUCAAUGGUACGCUGCCCCAUGUGUAACAUCCCACACCCCACUCAAUUGUCUCGAUGGUACGCUGCCCCACGUGUAACAGCCCACACCCCACUCAAUUGUCUCGAUGGGAUGCUGCCCCACGUGUAACAUCCCACACUCCACUCCACUGUCUCAAUGGUACACUGCCCCACGUGUAACACCCCACAUUCCAAUCGUACCCGUGCAGAACCUACUCAUGGAUUGUUGGAAAAUGGAGAAAGGAAUGCCACUGGAGCAGCAGCUGGGAUUCUUGGAGCCAAACUGACAAAACUACAAUACAGUACUGCAUACAUACUUAACAAUAAGAACAGCAUUUAAAGAGCUAAAUGAUUCUAAAGGGUCACAUCAAAUUCCUUCAACACUCAAUCAUGAAUGAUAGUGAACUAUUUAACAUUCAUUGCACAAUCCAUUAGCAUCUCUUUCUGGAAUUAUGUUCACAUGCAGCAGAAAGAGAAAUCUGAGGAAUUGCAAUCACAUUCACCUCUUCCUGUAGCCCCCACCCUCAUUAAAAUAUGUAAUCAGCCAAUUUUGAUUUCCUCAGCUGAUGUCAAGUAGUAGUUUCAGUCCAGACAACUCACAGCUGUAGGAUGGUUUUCUACUCCACAAGUUAGUCAAGUUAGUCCAGUUCUACCACAAAGACUACCCAACAAAAUGGAAAGUUGCUCAGAUAUGCCUUCUAGAUAAAAGGGGAAAACCAAUCAAAUGCAGCCAGUGAUUGCUCCAAGCUUCAGCGAUUUCAAGGAAGAUGUCAGCAACAGUGCAAUCAAAUGGCACUUACUCUGUUUGGGUUCUGCUGACUCUACUGGUCUCCUGAUUUCAGUCCAGCAUUGGUCCAAGCGUGCAUAAAAAAAAUCUUAAUUUACCACAGUGAGAAGGGAGUGAUUACCCUUGGCAUCACAGCAACAUUUAACAAAGUGGCAUUUAACUGUACUGGUAAAAAUGAAGGUUCUGAGUAUUAAUGUGAAUACUUUCAAUUGUCCAAGUUAGUUUUAACUUAAAGGAAGACGUUUGUGGUUCUUGGACACUGAUGAACUCAGCCCUGAAACACUGCUGCUAGAAUCCCUCAGUCAUUUCCUUCUUUGUCAAUGAGCUUCACACUGUGAUGAGGACAGAAAGUGAUUAAUGCUGAUUACACUGUCUUCAAUUCCAUUUCCAAACUUCCCAGAAUAUGGAACAGUACGUGUCCAUCUGUAACCAAGACCUGAGCAAAUAACCACCCAAUUCCCAAAUCUGUUGGAAAGGAAAUAAAUUAGCACCACUGUCAUAGGGUGGUAAUGAAUCAGCAUACAGGAGGGAGAUUGAAAAUCUGGGUAUGUGGUGUCACAACAAUAAUCUCUUACUCAAUGUCAGCAAGACCAAGAGUUGAUAUUGAUUUCAGGAGGAGGAAACCAGAGGUCCAUGAGCCAGUCCUUAUCAGAGGAUCAGAGGUGGAGAGGGUCAGCAGCUUUAAACUUCUCCGUGUUAUCAUUACGGAUGACCUGUCCUGGGUCCAACAUACCGUCAGCCUUCAUCGCAAGUGGAAAUCUAGGAACUGGGACUUGAAGUCGCAGUCUUUUGGCAGAGUGGCAUUGCUGAGCUGCAACAGGGUUCUUUUGAAGACCCUGACCUGGAGUUACAUGCUGACUUCAGUUCUUCGUGGGAAUGGGACCUGUUCUCGGGGUUUCAGGACUGGCCGUUGUUCGGCACGCCAAGGGUGCGGCCUGAGAGUCCAGCUCGAAUUCAGAAACCUAAGACCUCCGGGCUCUGGAGACGGGCGGAUCAAGGGUCGGUUACAUGGCAGGAGACCCAUGUGUCGUCGGGGGAGUCGGGGUAUCGGCUGUGGGCCCGAAGACCCGAGAUCUUUGCGAUCUUCAGGCACAAAGCUCGAGAAAAGCAACAUAACGGACUUCUAACAUCAUAAACCAGCGAGCUGUUUGUUAUGUCUCCCCCCUCGCUGUAAAAAUGGAGUCAUCUUUUUCUCCUUUAUUAGGGAGAGAGAGAAUCUGCAGUAUGUCGAAUGCCGGGUGUAAUGAGAAGUCUUUGGGGUAACUGCAAGUCUGUGUCUUUGCUAUUGCUUUGCUCACGCUGAGUGCUCGGUGGUGGUACCAAUACUUGCUUUUUUUGCCG